AUGGGUUCUUUGAAGAGGAAAAGAGAAACCCAGAAGGAAGACGAACAAGGGCUUUUAGAGAAGAGUUUUUUACUUACUGGGUGUGGCUCGUGGGUUCGAGGGCGGAAGCUCGGCCAAGGCGGAUUUGGGUCGGUUUAUUUGGCCUCUGUGAAAAAACCCAAAUUGGGUAGCGAGGGUUUUCCGGCGAUCGUGGCUGUGAAAUCGGCAUUGAUGGUUGAAUCGCUUGAGCUGAUGAUGGAAAAGUCACUUCUUCAAACGCUUCGCAGCAGCCCUUUUGUUAUCAACUGUUAUGGAGAAGAUGUGACGGCUGGGUUUGGUCAUAAUUUGGUAUACAACGUCUUCUUGGAGUAUGCUGAUGGAGGAACAGUGGGGGAUUUGAUAAAGCAAUCUGGGGGCUCUGGGCUCUGUGAAUUACAAGUGAGAAAAUAUACAGAGUCGAUUUUGAAAGGGGUUCAGUACAUUCAUGAAAUGGGUUUUGUGCACUGUGAUUUGAAGCCUGAAAACAUCUUACUUGUGACCUCUGGUUCUGGUUUUGUGCCCAAAAUUGGGGACUUGGGACUGGCAAAGAGGGCUGUGAGCAAGCGUUCUUGCAGAGGCACUCCAAUGUACUUAUCUCCUGAAACUGUGCUCGAUAGAAUUCAGGAGAAGCCUUCUGAUAUUUGGGCAUUGGGCUGUGUUGUGCUGAAGAUGCUCACUGGGAGGCAUCCAUGGGAUGCAAAAGCCGGCGUGAAACUUCAUGACCUAAAGCCUCAGAUUGCUUCUGGAGUUCCUAACAUUCCUGGUGGGUUAUCAGAAGAGGCGAAAGAUUUCUUGAAGAAUUGCUUUAUGAGGAACCCUUCAGAGAGACUCACAGCAGCUAAGCUAUUGCGCCACCCCUUUGUGACGAAACUUGGUGAGAUUGGACAGGUUAAAGUUGAACCAAUGAAGGAAGUUUCUUCAGUGUUAUCUUCUGAGCACUGUGUUCUUGAUUAUGGUAGUUUCAUACCACUUGGAAGUUGGAGCUCUGAAGAGGCAGAGGAGAUGGAGCAACAGAUUCUUCCUUUGGCCCUCAUGUCCCCUAGAGAUUCAACCCCUGUGAUCCCAACCACUGGGUGCCAAAAGCCAUCAGCUUUUCCUAUAAUGGGUGCAGCUUAG
Molecule: messenger RNA, 1134 nt
Organism: Prunus armeniaca (apricot)
Lineage: Eukaryota; Viridiplantae; Streptophyta; Magnoliopsida; Rosales; Rosaceae
Source: the annotation of a GenBank genome assembly